Messenger RNA from Scleropages formosus (Asian bonytongue), 2405 nucleotides. RefSeq names its product NRAS proto-oncogene, GTPase (gene nras). Gene Ontology annotation, biological process: signal transduction. Gene Ontology annotation, molecular function: GTPase activity; GTP binding. Gene Ontology annotation, cellular component: membrane. The record is from RefSeq and is a predicted model, not a curated record. Lineage: Eukaryota; Metazoa; Chordata; Actinopteri; Osteoglossiformes; Osteoglossidae. Bases 259 to 858 code for a protein of 199 amino acids. The transcript has 5 exons.
UGUUUGCUUUGGCAAGAAGACCUGAGCUGCUUGGGGUUUACUGCGGUAUUUGGUGAAAAACAGUAAAAACUGCAGCAGCUCUUGUCAGCAUUACAUGGAGUGUUUACCACGUUUUUAGGCUUUUCAGUUAAAUUUGGGUAACUCAUGCCACUGCUUGUUUUACCUCAAACAGUGUGUGUGCGUGUGUGUGUGUGUCCCCCCCCAAAGACACACUAACAUUUCCUCCUCUUCCACUUGAUCUCACAACCUUCUGCUCUCAUGAGCAGCUCUUCAGUCCUGGCUGAGGGCACAAUGACGGAGUACAAGCUGGUGGUGGUGGGGGCGGGCGGCGUGGGCAAGAGCGCGCUCACCAUCCAGCUCAUCCAGAACCACUUUGUGGACGAGUACGACCCGACGAUCGAGGACUCGUACAGGAAGCAGGUGGUGAUUGACGGCGAAACGUGCCUACUGGACAUCCUGGACACGGCCGGACAGGAGGAGUACAGCGCCAUGCGGGAUCAGUACAUGAGGACAGGGGAAGGAUUCCUGUGUGUGUUUGCCAUCAACAACAGCAAGUCUUUUGCUGAUGUUCACCUGUACAGGGAACAGAUAAAACGGGUCAAAGACUCAGACGACGUUCCCAUGGUGCUGGUGGGCAACAAGUGUGACCUGGCACGCACCGUGGACACGAAGCAGGCGCAGGAGCUGGCCCGCAGUUACGGCAUUCAGUUUGUGGAGACCUCUGCCAAGACUAGACAGGGUGUGGAGGACGCCUUCUACACACUGGUGCGUGAGAUCCGCCACUACCGCAUGAAGAAGCUCAACAGCGGAGAGGACCGGAACCAGGGCUGCCUGGGACUCUCCUGUGCAGUCAUGUGAUAUGCUAAGGGUGGUGUCUCCUGUGUGCCCCCCCUCCCUCCAGCUGGUGUGGCUCACUGCUCCUGGACCCACUCUGUGUGCGGCAGGCCUGCGGGAGAGGGAGUGCUCCUGGUGAAGGACAAGAGGCAUCAGUGGUCGCCCUACAGACAAGAAAACACAUUUUUGUUUUGUAACCCCCCCCCUUUUUUUUUUUUCAUACAACCAAAUGUUCUUUUACAGACUUUUCCCCGCACUUGUCUGCCCCGGGCCCAGUUUCGAGGACAAAGUCAAGGAUGCACCAAAGGAACUUGCCAUCCUCGCGGUCGCUGGGAGGUCCUUGUCGGAUACCCUGCGUGCAUCCUACUUCAUAGUCAGCAGCAAUGCCCCUCCCCCACGUCCCACCUGCCUGUCCCGCGACAGACACAGAAGACCAUAGAUCACUUCCCCGCCCCUACCAGCCUCACUUUCUGUGGGAUGGAAGUUGUGGCCACAGCUGAAAAGCUGAACACAGAAUGCUGCUGCGUCACAUUUUGAAAACGUUUGACUUUUAAACUUCAUUAUAUGGACAAAGUGUGAUACAGAAAUUGAAGAGCAUCGUUUGGAUGCCAUCAGCACAGGCAUUACUUUUGGUCCUGGGUAAAGCGCUAUGCUUUAUUUUACGGUCAGUACUUCCCUCUACCUUAACCCUCAGUGAAAAUACUGGCCACGGGGAAGUGCAGAGCAGCUCGGUGUGUUUCUUAGAAGCGUGUGUGACAUUUUUAAAUGUUCAUUUGAAAAGUGCACAUUAUAUAAGACGUUUGCCACAUAUGAAUGAAAGGGCCAAGUUCUAGGGAGAGACUAAAAAGACUGUUGCACACAUUAGUGUCUUUAAGGUGGACAGCACACGACACAGCAGUACUGUCCCAAACCGAGAUUCUGCACUCCUGCCAAGUGUGUGUGUCUGUGUGUGAGAGUGAGUGAACGAGCGAACGAACGUCUGUGUGUCAGGAGUGUUGUGAACAUGUGGGAAUGUAGAGAUGAUGUGAAUCUCCAGAAGGAGAGACAAAUACCUUCACUGUUCAGUGCCUGUAUUUCAACUGCAUUGACAUUUUCUAGUCCACAGUCCAACUUCCAGUCCAGUGGGUGGCAAAUAAUUCCAAGAUGCAAAGGAGCACUUUCACACUAAUGGGCUGAGAGACUUGACCAAGCUGGACUGCCAAGCUGUGAUUGUGCACAAAGGGAAAUGCUUUCAUUUGACUUCUCUCUGCAGUCAGCUGAUUCUUCUCAAAGUGAUGCUUUUUGCUCUUGUCUGCAUUCCACUCAGUGGGAUUUCCUGUGAGAGUUUCUCCUGCUCUUCUCAAAGAAUUUCCCUGAACUGUAAGGAUCCCAGUUUUUGCCAGUGAUUUCUGCUUCAUUCCCAAAAUGUCUUCAAUGCAUUGUCUACUGAAACUGUUUUUGAAUCUACUGAAGAAUUGCUCUAUAGUCACAUGGGUUCUAUUAAGGGCUUCAGGUGUGCUCUUUUCUUCGGAGGCUUUCCUAAUCUCUCUCGGUGGUCUUUCCUGCCUUUAAAGAAGAUCAACUAGAUUUUG